CCAAGCCCGGGAGGGCACUCCGGCUUCCCCAGGCUGCACCUUCCUGGAUGAUGCUCCCCGCAGACUGGGUGAGGGGGGAGAGGGGCCACCCCGUCCCGGGAGCUCUUGGUGUUCGGGAGGCAAGAUCUGAUUCCAGAGAGCAUGACUAUGUGCUGAGUCAAACCCGCCGCUGGGCUGGGUCUGCAGCCGGUGGCUGAGCACAAUCUGCUGUGGUUAAUGAUUGAUCACUGGCCACCCCGCCUCGCCUCCGCAGCUCCAGAGAGGGCGCUCCUGGAGGGCGGGCCGAGGCGGCAAACGUCCCGGCAGCUGGAGGCUCUAGGGCUGCAAGGCAGACGAAGAGCGAAGAGCGGGCCCAGGGCGCAGAGGGGCAGGGGGAGCUUGGGCCCUCCUUCCUCUGCCCUCCCCCGCCUGCUCACACACACCCCUAAACCCCACCCCCAGCCGCCUGUGGGGCCUCUCCUAGGUUAGGCUACUCCAGGAAGUUUCCAUGAAAGCGCCUGAAAUACUAAGUUACAUUUGCCAGGAGAAUUCGAGUGAGAAAAAAUCCUGCGCCCACUCAGGUGAGUUGCAGCCAAGAACUUUGGGCUCUGCUGGGAGGAGAAGGGGAAGUUGAGAAACUCCUUGGACCUGGUGGCGUUGUCUCUUCCUCAUGGCUUCAGCCGGCAGCCCCGGCAGUGACUGCUCCCAUGUCAUCGAUCACAGCCAUGUCCCGGAGUUUGAGGUGGCCACCUGGCUCAAAAUCACGCUCAUCCUGGUGUACCUGGUGAUCUUUGUGGUGGGCAUCUUGGGGAACAGCAUCACCAUUCGGGUGACCCAGGUGCUGCAGAAGAAGGGCUACUUGCAGAAGCAGGUGACGGACCACAUGGUGAGUCUGGCUUGCUCGGACAUCUUGGUGUUCCUCAUCGGCAUGCCCAUGGAGUUCUACAGCAUCAUCUGGAGCCCCUGGACCACGCCCAGCUACUCCCUGUCCUGUAAGCUGUACACUUUCCUCUUCGAGGCCUGCAGCUACGCCACGCUGCUGCACGUGCUGACGCUCAGCUUUGAGCGCUACGUCGCCAUUUGUCACCCCUUCCGAUAUAAGGCCGUGUCCGGACCCUGCCAGGUGAAGCUGCUGAUUGGCUUCGUCUGGAUCACCUCCGCCCUGGUGGCACUGCCCUUGCUUUUUGCCAUGGGUACCGAGUACCCUCUGGUGAACGUGCCUAGCCACCGCGGGCUCACUUGCAACCGCUCGCGCACGCGCCACCACGAGCACCCCGAGGACUCCAACAUGUCCAUCUGCACCAACCUCUCCAGCCGCUGGACCGUGUUUCAGUCCAGCAUCUUCGGCGCCUUCGUCCUCUACCUCGUGGUGCUGUCGUCGGUGGCCUUCAUGUGCUGGAACAUGAUGCAGGUGCUCAUGGGCAGCAAGCCGGGCGCGCGCGCCGAGAGCGGGAGGCAGCUGCCGCUGAGAAAGGCCGAGAGCGAGGAAAGCAGGACCGCCCGGAGGCAGACCAUCAUCUUCCUGAGUGAGUGCUGGGGCCACCAGGGAGCAGCCCCCCACCCCCACCCCAGCCCGGCCGCAGCCCCUGGUCCCCGUCCCGUGGAGGAGUGGGAGUGUUGCCCCAAACGUGUGAACCUAAGUUCAUGGAGGUGGAAGAGUAGUAUAGCAGGCGGAGGGCAUUGAUCUGGGGCUCUGGACGUUCCUUCUCUCUGUUUGGGGGGUCUCUGGUGGGUUGUGGGGAGAGAGCACACAGGACUCAGGUCUGGGUGUGUGCCACAGCACCGCUGCCGGGACUGUUGGCAGAUCACAAAGUAUCUCGGCUAAAAUGGGGACAAUACUACUGGGAAGUUGCAGGGACAAACUAGGCAAUGCAGGAGAGGUGAAAGUCCUGUGGAAGGGACCACGUUGUGGCAGAGAUAAAGGGCUCGUUCUUAUCUAGCCCUGUCUUUACCCCAGAGAGCCUUUCUCAGGCAAUUAGAUUUUGUUCCCAUUUUCCUCCUCCUUCAGAGAAACCAGGCUGUGGGGGCUACACACUGGCCAGGCUGCUAUUUCACUCCCUGGGUGGCCUCCCCAGGGUGGUGCCGGGGUGUCUGCCGUGGCAGGGUCUGUUCCUUCCCAGAGCAGAGGAACACAGCGGGCGGCCUGUAUACCUGAUCCAGAAAAUCCGAUUUCACAGAUUUUUGGAACUCGAUUGAUCUUCCAGAAUACCUAUGUUCUGGGAGAUCCCAUGCUGAAAAAUCUGCUAGCUUUCUAACCUUGCGUUGUGAUACAAAGUAUUUAAAGUUGAGGCCUUUUCUGUAUUUAAAGAAAGUAUUUGAAGGGAGCCCACAGGUCUGUAGGCCCCAGAGUGGCCUUGCUGGCUGCCCCCUCGGAAACUGGGCUUCACUGGAGACACAUGAAGUGUGUGUGAGCAAAGGGUUUUAAAAAGUUUUUUUUUGUUUUUUCUUUAGCAGAAACAAGAAAAAGGAAUGCAUUGUGGAUGCGUGAAUGUGAGUCAAGGGGGAGUGGAUAUAACAAAUGUGUCCCGUUCUCCCCUCUGUCCUUACCCCUGUGGCAUCAGGAAAGGAAUAAAUCAUGGUGAUGUUUGUUUUUGGUGUGGGGAACUUGAGCAACAGGUUCCAGGGGACAGGAGUCAGACGUGAGAGAAAACUGGAAGGCACUUAGAGAUGGAAAGAACCGGGUCAUGUGUCAGCCCUGCCCUGGCUUCUGGCAUGCCGGUGACUUUACUCUGUCUUGACUUCACUCUGGGUCUGUGCAAAAUGAGAUGAGAGAACUUAAUACAUGUGCAUGGCUACUCUGCAUCAGAGGUUGUGCUAGGUGUUUUGCAUUUCCAUUUUAUAGAGGAGGCUUAGAGAAGACCUAAUUCACACUCCGAGAGCCUCACCCUGCUUCUUGGGGCAGGGAAAGGAGUGUCUGCCUGCUGCGUCCACAGGCAUGGGGUGAAGGCAAUGAAAUGAGGCAGGACUUUGACAAGGAAGGUGCUAUGUAGGUUAGCCUGGUGGUGUUGCUGCCUCCUAGGGCCAGCCUUUCUGGAGGAACUAUUACCUGGGGCUUUAGGAUCCCAAUUCACCCAACCCAAUUCAAUCUCUAUGACCCACUGACUCAGAAUAUUCCAGGAAGAAAUGGACAUGGACAUUGCAUUUGCUUAAAGCUUGAACAUUUAUUGAAAGGCUAGUUCUCUUUUUUUCCCUACAUAGCCCCUUAGGUGUUUCUUAAAUUGUUAUCUAUCAUUUAUACUUUUGUGUGAAUGAAUUUAAUUUCCUUUUUGUUUUUUGAGUGCGGGAGCGUGCUGGGCACUGGCCUGAGUGGAUGAGAAUUAGGGAGUAGACAGGAAUUAGGAAGUAGUCUUCAGCUACCUUCAAAGGCAUUAAGGCUGCCUUUGACCAAAGGAAAAAAUAAUUAAUUUGCCUAAUCAAUUAUUUGCCUACUCUCGGUGUUUUUUGUAUUUCUCUGAGUAGAUGCCUAUUCUUUCUUCAGUAAGUGUUCCAAGUCAAAGUCAGUUUCCAUUUUGUAGCAUAAAAUCAGAAUGCCACAGACUUUUAUUUAGAGAUGGAUGGGACCUUGGUGAUCAUCUCAUCAUGUUAGUAACCGCCUGGAAUGCGUUUGUUCUCACUGCUGCUCUCAUUCUUUCCUUCUAGCUCUUUCCUUCUUUCUUGUAACUGUAUAUUAAUCACCCACUGCUUUCCGGCAUAAAGACUGUUGAAUGGCAAUCAGGUGCUCAAUGUGCGGUAAUGUCCUGGGGGAAUUUACCGUUUGUAUUUAGCCCAUUUUCUCUGCAGUAGGUUUUCAAAGCAGUUCCCGAAAAAUGUCCUCCUCUCCCAAUGAAUUUCAAAGAGCUUUUAAAAAUAGGAACCUCACUAAUUAACUCAAGUUAGGAAAUAAAUUAAUGGAGUGAAGAGGAAGAAACCGUGGCCUGCAUCCAUCAGAUUAGUACAAUGCAAUUUACUUUGUGGGUUUCAUAAAACUUGUGCUUUGGGGCAUUUUUAACCCAGAACAAAUGAACAUAUAAAUUGUUUACAAAUCGCUGAAUUUAAUGUAGUGAUUUAGCUGUCUUUUUAGUAUUUCAUUUCACAGAUGGAUCAAAUUAAAAUAAAUAUUUGCUCAUUUCAAACAUAUCUUGAAUUUAAUGUGAAAUGUAAAUGACGACAUAGCACAAAAUGUCUUUGGAGCUCUUGAGGCAAUAAAAAAACAAUUACGAAGUUUACUCCUUUGUUGUUAAAAAUGCUAACUUCUGCAUAACAGAAACAAAUUCAUAAAUCUACCCAAGAUGAGGAAGCCCAUGUAGAAAAUAUUAAUUUUCCUUUCUGCAUCUUUCCGUAUCAUGCCUGCCUAGUUGAGGUGCUGGGCUGGCAAAUGAUGAAAACAAAUUGGGAGCUGUGUGAGAGAAAGAGGAGCUGGGAUGCCUACUGGCUCUCCAGCAAUUUGCAGGAGAAACAAUAAUAAUGCAAAAGUGCACAUUCUUGAAAACAGGAGUGUCUUCUCCUUCUUGUCAGCUCAGUGAGAAAUUAGUGUUAGACUUGCUUCCUGUUGCAAGGUUAUGGCUCAUGUGGACAUGGAAUACUUGUCCAAUAUCAGAACAGAGGUUGCUGGGCUAGGUUUCUGCUUAUUCUGGAGAAAAGAAACUGGUGGAUUUGACUCUUUCCCUUGAAUGUUGAGGAUGUGCAAAACAAGGCUUCCUUUCAAGCAAGGCUUUCUAGGACCUUCCAUCUUAUCUUUCUGAUCUCUCCCUUGGAUGUCCAUGGUCCCAACACCGAUAGCAUCUGGGGCCAUGAACACCCAUGUUGUGUCUACUGCAUGGACGGCUUGCUGUCACAUGUCACCCGCUCAAUGUGGAACAACAAAGUAUAAAAUAAAUACAGUUUUAAUUUGUAACUUUCAAGAGCAUAAAGUCAUUGGGACUUGGUUACAGCUACCUCCCAGAGAACUGUAGGGCAGUGACUUGCUUUCAACUAUAGUUAUGAAACAAGACUUUUACAGAUAAUCAUGAAGUUACAAAAUUAAAGAAACAUCAUAGAAGAUUCAGGACUCUAUAAUAAUUACAUUCUUUUGCUCUCUGAUUUGAUCUUCCAAGUCAGAAGGAAAGGGAAGGAGUUACAUCUUGUUCAGGAAUUACAUAUGGACUUGGGUUGCUUAUGGGGGAAUAUCUUGAAUAUGGAUGAUAGCCAUCAUGUGUAUUUGGGUGGAUAAAGGGGUUGAGAGUUGAUGUUGUAAUAGACUACUCUAAAAAGUUGAUAUACAUUUAGAUAUUUGUGGAAUGGGCUAGGAAGAAGAGGGGAGAAGGAGAUCAGAAUCACAUCCUCUGGGGUUUUAGACCCCAGAUUUAGAGACCAAAUUAAAGGAGUGGAGUGGGAGAAAGUGAGACAGAGAGAGAGAGAGAGAGAGAGAGAGAGAGAGAACACUGAGAUGUUGACAGCAGGUCCUCUUGAUCUGAGGACAAUCAAUACCCUAAAAGAACUCUUAAAGUUAGUUCCCUUAAAGUGGGGUCCAAUAUUUCAUGUAAAAAGAGGUUUGAUUUGGAUUUGAAAGUGAAAAUUAUAAGAAGAAACUUACCUUGUAUUUUGUAAAUAAAGGUUGCAAUUACAACCAUAUGUUAAUUCUUGUAACUGUUAUUUAGAAUGACUGUGUGGAGCUCGAGGGCAUGAUUUUUCUGCCCAAGCUAUAUGAUAGCCUUUGUGUUUGAUUUUCUCAGCAAGAGCAUGAACAGGUCUUCUCUUAAUUCUUUGCUAUUUAAAUCACCCUCAUGGAAGCAUCUGUCUUGGCAUUAUCCUUGUCAAUUUUCCAUUCUUUCAGGAUUAACUGGUCUAAUUCAGACAGACCUUCAUUUGUCAGUGGCUUGGCAUUUUAUUCAUCUGUUUCUCCAGCUGCCUUUUCAGUGACUUCCUAAAAUUCUGUAGCCCAUGUGCCGGCCAUAACCAAAAACACAAUUAGUUUCAAAAAUCAAUUCCUAUCCGCUAGUGUACAGCAAGGAUUACACACAAGUGGAUGCCUUGAAAUGCUUCUGAAGUGCCCAUAACAAUUUUUAGGUAGUUGUUUUCUUGACUAGUUUAAGAAAACAUGUUUUCACCAUUAAUUUUCUCAGAAAAGGCUUUUUCUGUGGUGUAAAAGGAUACAUCAACCCAGUCUCUCAGGGAAAUGCCACCAAAAUUAAACUGGUGACUGUUUUAGUGGAGGCUAUUAUUUUAACUCAAAUGUCUGGCUAUUUCAGGAAAAAGUUUUGCCUCAAAUAUUCUGACUAUCGCCUCUCUUCUCUUCUUCCCUUUAAUGAUGUAGAUGAGGCUGUAAUAAAUGGCAUUUCAGGUUUAUGUUUCUAUUUGUGAUAUCUAUCAUGCAUUGCAAGUGGUCUGAGAUCAGCCUGGCAGACAGAUAUAAUAAUGCUGCUUUAUUUUUAUAAUCAGGCUGUCUCAGAGAUUUCAUUUCUCUGCUGGAGAGAGGCAUCGUUUCUGGGGACGGGAACACGGAAGCCCAGUCCCCAUUCGCUAGCAAGCCAGUUCAUCUGUCUCAGUUGCGAGCCUGGCGGGGCUGCCAAACUGAGCAGUGCAGAAACCACUCAGAAUAAAAGCCACUUGUGAGUUGAGACAGUGCAGAGGAAGAAUAUUGAAUGGGGGAGUCGAGGAGCCCUCUCUGGCUGUACUAGGCAAGGCCCCCUGAUCCACUGUUUGGGUGACACUAUCAACUCCCAUUCCUUUUCCUUCCGCCCACCCCACCGGCCAGUCUGCAACCCUGGGACGACCCCGCUGACUCUCCACCUCUGCUCCUUGGCUGCCUCCUGAGCACCAGAGAGAGGACUGGUCCUCAUGGCUGCUGUCCCUUCCUGUAAGUGAAUGGUGUGGCCUUGCUCCCUGGUGCACACCUUCCUUUCCAAGCACCUUCAAAGAGCUCCCGCUCCCCAGCUGCCCUCUCUACUUUGUUUCCAGCGAGCCUCCUCUCUGAGUCAUCCCUGGAAGAACCCGCAUCUGCUCUUGCCCCCCCAUCUGGAAUUGCCCCUGUAUCUGCUCUUGCCCCGGUCUGGCUGCUCUUUCCCCUGCAGCCACUACGAGCUUGUGGACACCCCAACCCACCUCCACCCCCAGCAAACUGCAGCCAGUCAUGGCUUCCUAUGGCCGCGGUGCCAACCACAGACCAAAGCCUUAGACAGAGGCCGUCGCGGCGGCUGCCUCUCCUUACUCUACGGAGUGCCAUUCUCUGCUGGCCUUACUCUGCUCGGGCCACAGUGCAGCGCACCACAGACUGGGGGGCUACAGACGUUUGUGUUCUCACAGCUCUGCAAGCUAUAAUCCUGCAGGGUUGCUUUCUUCUCAGGCCCCGCUCCUUGGUUUGCAAAUAGCUGCUGUCCUGUGUCCUCAAGUGGCUCCUUCUCUGCGCAUCUGCACUCCUCGUGUCUCUGCCUCUUCUCAUAAGGACGCCAGUCCUAUCAAAUCAGCCUUGUUACCUCAUUUUACCUCAGUUACCUCCUAAAGGCCCCAUCUCCUAAAACAGUCACAUUGAGGGUUAGGCCUUCAACAUAUGAAUUUUUGGGGGACUCACCUUAGUCUGUAACACUCCUUAAUUAUUUAUCCCAUUGGCGCCGCUUAAAUUUCUUCAUCACAACAUGGCUGGGCCCUUCACCCUACCCGGCCUGUGUGCCUGUUGUCGCCUCUGAAAUGCUCUUCUGUCCUGCUCUAUGCUCUACCUACCCCUCACCCCAUCCCUUCCCCAAGUUAGUCUCUUUCUCCUCCCUCAGCUCUCCCUGGGGAGGCUGGGCCUUGCUCCCCGACUUCAUUAAACCGUCCUUGAAACAAGACUCACAGUUGGAAUUUCAUAUUUAAUUGUGCGGUCGUUUGAUUGGUGUAUGUCUCCCUUCUAGUUCCUUGAGGGCAGGAGCUCUCCCUAAUUUUGCUGCACGGCGUACCUCCAUUCCAACACAGUGCCUGGCACAUAGCAGAUGGUCAAUGAAUAUUUGUUGACUGAAUAAAUAAAUGAACGAGUCUCAGCCUGGAAUUGAGAAGCACUGUUCUGUUUUCCCUUGGGCAUGCAUUCAGUAGAUGUUUAUCACUCCUCAGAAGUGUUCUGGUUAGUCUAAAGAUGUCAGAAAGGGUCCUGACUCCUCUGAGGCCUCCAAAAAGUCACGUCAUCAUGGAAGACACUUAAGAUUUGCUCUCCCCCGAGCAAAUGAGCAGCAGUCGGUGCCAAUCGGCCCCUGACUAUUAGCUUUAACCGUAUAUACCUGCCAGACACAACCAUGAAAUGCAAGUGAUUAGGGUGGUGUUUGACAGUUCUCGCUAAGCGCUGUUGAAGAGGAUGUUAGCUCAAUGAUACAACUCUAAACAUUAUUUCUUAGCAGGCGAUUUCAUCUGCUUAUUGACAAAAGAGUGCUCAAGAUAAUGGAAAGUGGGGGUAACAUUUUGAAAAUAUUAAACCAAUGUGUUUAUAUUUCUCCCUUAAAUUGCAUUCACUUGCAGCCAUUUCCCUCAAGGAUGAGCCAUGAGGUCUAUCACCCGAGGGCAGGAAAAAGCAGGCACUCCCUGGGACAGAGUGUUGUGGAUCAGUUUUGGGGCCAGAGGCUGAAAUUCUUGACCUCUUUAGCCAGGCACUUAUCUUGAAAGCCAGGCUUUGUGAAGGUGAAAAGGGAUUGCUUAACUCCACAGCUCCCCCUUUAAUGCGGCAAGAGCCUGGCCUGGUGGACUAGAUCAGCCAGUUCCAGACAAGACCAUAGCUAAGGGGUUUGAAAUUUAUCCUUAGAAGCCAUUUCAGGGUUUUAAGGAGUAAAACAGCACAAUUGAAUCUCUGGUGCUGGGCCUGAGGUGACAGCAUUUGUUGCAUUGCAGUUUGGGUCAAAAUGCAGGCCUGGUUGUGUUCCCAGAAUGAACAAGAGAUGACCCUUCAUAGCAACGUGGUCCUGGCAGAGCAGCUGAUACCAGUGAGUUCUCCUUGACAUUAGCCAGACUUCUGGCUCAUGGUUUUCCCAAGUCUCGUUGCUGCCACAGGCCUCCAUAGGCAGACAGUGACUCUGCUUCCACUCAGCACCUCCUCAUUCCCAGCACAGAGGCCUGAAUUGCCCCCACAUUGCUCAGGCUCUGGUUAGGAGUCAGCCUGAGGGAGCUGAGCUAGGUCACAGUAGCUCUCAUUUAUCCUCUCUGUGGUGUAAUGGUCUAGCCAUUCUUUAACGACAGUCUCAAGUCCCCACUUCUUCCUUGAAGCCUUCCUGGACCACUCCAGCCUACGCUGAUCUUUCUCCGUGACAGGAGCCAUCUUAGACAUUUCUCAGGUGGGGGGCCACAGGUGUUAUCUCCUGCAGCUCUCUGCACUCUCAUCCUUCUUGAACCUUCUUUACUGGGUUGGGGGGCAGGGGAUACACACCAAUAGGUUGAUGGGUUGAAAUUCCCUGACAGUGGCUACUGGCCCUGAAACAGAAGGAGACCACCCACACCAUGAUCCUUAGGAAGCCACUGCAACUUCCCCUGCCUCUCCUCCUUUCCCUGUGGUAGGUAGACUUUGAGAUGCCCCCCCAAGUUCCUAGCCCCUGGGGUAUGUGUACCCAGCUAUUCAAUCAAACACUAACCUAGGGGUUGCAGCAGAGGGAUUUUGCAGAAGUAAUUAAGUUCCCAAAUCUGUUGACCUUAAAAUAGGGAGAUUUUCUGUGUGGGUUUAACUGAGUCACACGAGUUUUUAAAAACUGGGUCUAGAGAUCAGAGACAGGAGAAGUCAGAGAGUCAAAGCAAGGGAGGCAUUUGACAAGGGAGAACUCUGCUGCGGGCUUUGGAACUUCUCUGCUAUGGGUGUUGGAGAUGGUGGGAGCCACAUGGCAAUCUCCGGGCACUAACAGCCAGCAAGGAGAUGGGACCUGAAUGAACUGAGAGGUGGAUUCCUCCCCCCCCACCCCCCUAGAACUUCUAGUAAAGAACUCAGCCUGCCCUAAAACAUAAGACCCUGAGCAGAGAUCCCUCCGUGCCUUGCCUGGGUCCCAGGUCUAUGGAACUGGGUGCUAAUAAAUAGGUGUUGUUUUAAGCCACUCAGUUUUUGAUAAUUUGUUAUACAGCAAUAGAAAACUAAUAAAUUCUGUCAACCCUGGUGAAAGGGAUACAAGGUAAGCACAAGUCCUGCCUUAGUCAUAUCUUACAAGAUAGGUUCAAUCUCCAUAAGCUUCUCUUUGAAAAGUCUCACCUUCCAAGAACUGUAGCCUUGGCCCAGCCAUUCAUCAUUCACAACCCAUUUAUUGACGACCUGCUCUGUGCUCAGUGGUCAGGACGUUUGCCAAGCUCCAGGGCACCAGUAAGUGUUCGCUGGCAUCUUAGACUCUUGUUUUGGGAAUUCAAAGUUGGUGGGUUUGAGUCCCACCUGCUGAAUUGGAAUCCUAAUUAUCAAAGAAGAUUGAUCUUGUAAUUAUUGUCUUUUUGGUAGCUCUUUUUCCAUCUAGCCUGGCACUUAGUAAGCGCUGCAUAAAUAUUUGGUGACUGAGUUAAUAUCUGGGCAGCUUUGCCGCUUCCCAAAGUCUUCCUCCACAGAGGAGAGAUCGCCUACAUCCUUCAUUGUUUAGCUUCAGAUGGAAAACGUGCGUGUCGGGCAGGAACCCGCCCCAAUGCUGAAAGCAAAUCUGAGUAAGAGGGAUGUUCUCGGGCUGGAAAACUUUACUGUUCUCUGACUUUAGGGUUUCUGCCAAUUUAGACAUGUGACAAAAUGUCCUGUUUGUACUUACUGUGUGUAUAAGAGCUGUUCUGGCAGGCGGAGGGCUUUUUAAACAUCUCAUCCCACUGCUUUACACAUCUCCAGGGUGGCUGAGUAGUUGGGGAGUGGUGGUGUUACCAGAACCUGACAGCAUGGGCUCAGGAAGCAAGGCUGCAGCAUCAAGUUGCUAUUGCACUUGUGAAAUGUCCAACUGGUGUGAAAGCAAAGGCAUUGCGGGAGUGGGAGGCAGGCCCAACUGGCACGAGUGGUGGACAUUGAACUGGUAGGGGAAAGCCAUUCUCUUUCUCUGGAGAAGGGGGGGAAUCCACCCUACUUUAGGAAUAAAACACUACACAUAGGGUAUUUGGGCCAGAGCCAGUUAUUGGACCUUAUCUAUUCUAUUAGGCUUUAUUUAUUAUAGAACAUAUAAUGUAAAUAUAUAUCACAUAUAUUAUAAUAUGUAUUAUAAUUUUUUGAAAGGCAUGAUAUACUCAGCAGAGACAAAGCUUUCUGGGAAAUUUAUGUGUCUUUCUAUAUGCUGCCAUUCUGAAGGAUUAAAUACCAUGUUGAAAUGACAGCUGCAUAUUUUCUAUAUUUAAAAGACAGCUGAUAGGUUGUCACUUUUUCAAGUUCAAGUUUGUCUUGACAGGUUCAGCAAAUAGGUCGCCUUGGUGAUUGAAGGUUGCUGUCUCGAGGGUGAAGGGAACUUCUGAAGGAACAAGCUGUUCUCCUUCUUAGAUUUUAGAGAUUCAUUAUCCAAUUUCUUGCAUGCCCACUUUCUCCAGGAAGCCUGCCUGGGCUGGCUUUAGCCUGCUUCGAUCACUCCAGCAGAUUUUUGCGUUUCAUUUGGUGGUUCGUUUAUGAAGUGUUUACGAAACUUAAAUUGUGUGUAUAAUGUCAUUUGUACCAUAGAGAUUAAGAGGUUGGUUCCUCCUUUCAAGGAGCUUAAUAUUUCUCUAGUUGGGACAUCAAAUAUAGGGGUGGAGUCUUGGAGAAGCCCACAAAUACCACCUGAUGCAGGGUCUGGGGCAGUGGCUGUUUAUAAAGUAAGCUUAUACGUUGCCAGAAUUGUUAAUAGAGUGGUUGAGUGGACUUCAUGCCAGAGAUGUUGCCUGCACUCUGGGUAGUACUCAUCGUUUGGUCCAUGGACCAGCAGUAUCAGCCUCUACUGGGACAUUAUAAAAUGCAGAGUGCUGGGCCACACCACACCAAGUGAAUUACAAUCUCACUGUAAGCAGAUCCCUGUGGUUCCUAUAACCUAAACUACAGGGGUGAGGAUCACUGAUCUGUAACAGUGGAAGGGAUUCUUUGACUCAAAGACUAGAAAAGGAUGAAUUAGGAAUGACGAAACUCUCCAGUUGAGAUAAGAACUAUCAAUCGCUUGUGUAGUUGUAACUACACAACUAUCCUUAACACCUAAGCAUAAGAAACUUCACAUUAUUUUUUAGAAGAAAGUUAAACCUGGCUUUAAGCCUCUAUUUUCAAUGUGGUGAAAAUUUUAAUCUCAGUAACAUUUUAGGGGGGAGGGUUUCCUCUUUCCCAUGUUGUAUCAAAAUUCAAGGGACAUAUGAGGGGCCCAGAAAAUGAGGCAUUUGGUCUCUUGUUCAAAGUACUUCCUGUUGCUCCUUCUGUUCCAUGAUUCUGCUGCCAAGGCUGGCCAGAGGACUGGGGCCAGCUAGCCAAAAGGCCGGCCUUUGUAUUUUAUCUCCGUUCCUCAUAACAUCAUCAGCACGAGGAUAUCAUUAUCCUCACUCUGCAGAAUUGCCCAGCGUCACCAACACUUGCAAUUUGAGCUGGGAUCUGCCAUGUUCCAGAGUCCAUGUUCUUUCCUUGAGCAGAGAGAUGGUACCUUAAAAGAGGACAGGCCAGGCGCGGUGGCCCACGCCUAUAAUCUUAGCACUCUGGGAGGCCGAAGCGGGAGGAUUG
Molecule: messenger RNA, 12547 nt
Organism: Microcebus murinus (gray mouse lemur)
Lineage: Eukaryota; Metazoa; Chordata; Mammalia; Primates; Cheirogaleidae
Source: RefSeq, a predicted model, not a curated record